CAGGGAAGAGUCGACUCUGUUCCCCGGUCCUCGGCAGCCGACCUUUCUGUUCUCUUGGCUGCACUGCCCGGGGGAAACCGGACGAAUGGGAAGACGAAAAACAGAAAACAAACUCUUUGACAUCCAGAUCGGAUCGGAUCGGAUCGGAUCGAGGGAAGGAGUUGAAGAACGAGCCCAUCCUGGACACAAGCACACACUGUGCUUGCUAUCUAGGCAGAGCUCUGCAUUACCAUCGCACAAAAGCAGUACUACAAAAUGCGCGUGCGACUCGUCAAAACAAGAUAGUUACUGUAUUCGGUUUCGGUAUUUGUAUUCCUACUACUCCUAAAAACAGAAACAACACCAACAUCUUCCACCGCGGAACCGAUCCAUAUUCCACGGUGCCGCGGGCCGGCCGUGCCCAAAAAACAAGGCGGUCCGUCUUCAAAGGACGGCGGCAUCGCUCUCGUUCUCGGGAGUCACCCACGGCGUCGUGUCGUCCAGGAGGGCGCGGUGCCGCUUGCGGGACCGGGCGUACACCAAAAGGGACACGAAUCCACCCAUGACCGAGGCCACCGAGAAUCCAAUGGUCCAGGGGCUGACGGGCACCUCGCGCUGCAGGUCCGAGGCAUCGAUCUGCUCCGAGGGGGGGCUCCCGCUGCCCGGGUCGAGGAUGGGCCUCGGGCUGACGAGCUCGACGUCCACCACCGUCGGGAUCGCCGAGGCGUACGCCCCGCUCUCCAUGGCCUCUUCGAUGGCAAGGUAGGCACCGUACGCAGAGGCGUCCGUCUCGACGGGGCCCUUCACCCACACCACAAAGGUGGUUUGCAGGACAAAACAGUCGUUUCCGGCGUCCACGGUGGGUUCGCAGGUGGCUGCCGGCCGUCGGUGCGCACGAAACGAAACAAACCGCAAGAAAGAACGAAACAAAGGCAUCAGAUUGGAUGCAAUCCAACACGAGACACUCGAUACGGAAGAAACCCUCUCCGCACGUUCAAAGAAACGAAAAACACAUCGCUUGCUGCUUACCGUCGGCAAUCUCCUCCGUGUUGGGAGAUACUCUGCCCCUGGUAUCGGGGUUGCACCCGAAAAUGGCAAGUGUCGCGGUCCGGAUCAGGUUGUCCACCAAUUCGGCUUCAAAGACCUCGGUCGAGUUGCUGGUGCUCUCGACGUUGUAGCUCACGUCCAAUGGUACGGGAGUCGCGCUAUUGUCCAAAGGAGACCCCAGCUCAAUGGUGUUUCCUGCCAGGCCGCAGUCGGAAAAUCCGGCUUCGCUCACGGAAACAGUGGGUCCUGCCAUGGAAGGGCUGCCGGUUGGCUCCUCCUCCGGCACGGCACCGGAAUCGCUGGGCGAGAUCGGGGCCGGAGUUGGACGCACAGUCGCCGGAGAAAACGUUCCGAGUGCCGGAGGAAGACUUCCAAUCGCCGGAGGAAAAGUUCCGACCGGGGGGUUCGUUGGCCCAGACGGCAGAGGUGGAGCAGUAGGCAAUGCAAACGGAGGUUGAACCUGGGGUGGAUCGGACACAGCGGGUGGGGUUGUGGCAAAGGGCGCUGCGGUAGGACUAAGAGGCGUGGUGGGACUCGGAGGCGCGGUGGGACUCGGGGGUAGGGUCGGGAGCGCCAUGCUCAUAGACACCGACAACGAAAAGCUCGUGUCCAGUUCCAGGACGACUCGGUGUGCCUCCCAAAACUCGAGCGGGCUACAAUGGAAAAAUAUACAACGCAUGCGAUCAGUGAGAUGCUCAACAAUCGGAACCAUCGCAAGGGGCAGCCGACUUCGUUUCGUACCUUUCUUCCGCAAUCGUGUCGACCUGCCUUCCGCGCUGGACGAAUUCGUGUACUCCUCGAUGCUCUCGUUUUGGAACAUUCGCGUGGCUCCGAUUCUUUCGAAGCGCUUUCCAUCCUCUGUGCCCGUGAACAAACCCACCGCAUUGAAGAACAACAAAGGAAUACAAAAGCUUCAUCGUAGGAUAGUAUGAUUUUCUUUCAACGCGAACUUAAAUGACUCGAAAUCAGAGCUUUCAAGUAUUUGAUGUGAUCGUUGUGGAGAGAGCAAGAGUCCUUCCCAAGGAGGCAAUGGAAUGGAUGCGGUAAGCAACGCUUUAUGAUGUUCUGGUUGCGGCAAAUUGUCUUUCGUUGUUGAAAAGUGCAAAUACGUUGUCAUGAUAUUAAUGUGGCACUUCUCUUAACACACUUUUCAGCACUUCUCCAACUGCCAAAUUCACUCUCCCGCGUUCUUUUUUGUUCCCGUUUGAAUAGGUCUCCUUCUCUUAAGAAAAAAAUCAAGAGAGCUGGUUUCAUCGGUGAAUUGAAAAACAGUUUCUCCGUUUGCAUUCACGCAACCGCCUUUUCCAACUAGCGGCGUACUGUAUUUCCUACGCAAAUUAAAUUUGUCGUGGGGUUGAAAAAUCUUCCAACGAACACCCAGUACGUAGCGUCGUUACAACGGCUGUCUCUGUCCAAUAAUAUAUGUGGGAUUGAUGUUUUAGCUGGCAAUUCGUUGAUUGAUGAAACCACUGCGAUCGACUUUACUGUACUUGUUUUCCUCUCGCUUCUAGUCGAUGGCCAAACUAGGGACGACUCCCACCGGUAGCGGUGAAAAUUUCAGAAUUUAGUGAAUACUGAUACCGGACGUACGUACGUACGUACCGUACGGUUUGAUCGACACUUGAUCUUGCCUAGAAAUACUGUCGUGCGGGUUUCGAAGUUUUAUCGAAUAAAUAAUUAAAAUUACU
This is a messenger RNA of Pseudo-nitzschia multistriata, 2714 nucleotides long. The record is from the annotation of a GenBank genome assembly. Lineage: Eukaryota; Bacillariophyta; Bacillariophyceae; Bacillariales; Bacillariaceae.